GACAUCAAAACACACGCUUAAACAUUUCUGCACACCGCAUGUGUAACCCUUACACACUUUGAGGCAACGCAUGCAAAAUGGCCUGAAUGUGUGAAAAUUAUGUGUAAGUCAUACUCACAACGUGAGUUGAUGACCAGUUACACAUUUUUGUGCAGGCUGCUCGGUGCCAAACGCUUGAGCGUUUGUCAACAUUUCAACGAAAAAAAAAAUAAAAAAAAAAUAGAUUGCGGUGUUUGCGAACUUGCGUUGUUUCCCAGCAAUUGAAAAGCGAUGAAGGAGCAUCCAACCAAAUGUUCCGUGGAGAGGAGGAGACAGUUGCUCGGGUGAGCGAACUUCGGAUCGACAACCAUUGCCGGAAGAAAGCAUCCUGCUCAGAAACACCUCGAGUUGGACACUGGAUUGGUUUUUUUUAACAAAAUUUGCUUGGUAUCCAUGUAGGUUAUACACAUUUAUAAUUUAAAAAGUAGUAAUAAACUCAUGUGAAAAUGAUUGUUUUCUUUUUCAAACUAAAAUCAGAAAAAUAAUAAAAUUUGUUCGAAUGUGUAACAUUCACGCAUUUUCCAAGCAAGGGAAGCGUUUUCGCAAUGUGUGACAUUCACACAUUCUUCAAAUCAGUCUGCAAACGCUUCAAUGUGUGACAGCUACACAGACUGUUUUAAUUCUCAGGCAUCAACACAAAAAUGUGUAAGGCCACUUUGCACAGAUUUAGUGUGGUCUGGAAAAUAUGCACAAAUGAGUGAUCCUUACACAUUUUUGAGUGGACCGAUCUGAGCGUGCAGAUUUGCAGAGGUAUUUUUUAUGCAAAAUUAUUCAAAAUAUUGUAACAAUUUAUGGCGAAUUUUGUAGAAUUUUUUGAGUGAAACUAGUGAAAAAGUGUAGCUCAAUGUAUUCAGCAAGGGAAGUGUGUUGCUGAGCUUCGCUUUGGUGUGUAAUUAAGGUGCAAUAGAAUUUUCGUCCCGCCCUCCUCCGCAACGUCAGAGGAAUUUUCGGUGCAAAUGGAGCCGAGUAAAAAACCGCAGGACUGGGUCCACAAGUUUAACAUCUCCGAAACGCGGAAGCAUAAAGGCUAUACUAUCUACAGGAUUAGUUCUAUCGUUUUUCCACGAUUUCUUCCGGAGGCCUUGUCCACCGUUACGCUGUGGAAGCGCUUCAGCGACGUCAAAACAUUGUACAAAGAGCUCGUCCGGAGACACCGGGAGCGGCACCUGUCCGGGACGGUUCCCCAGCUGACGGAAAAGACCUACUUCAAGCGGUUUGAUCCACGAGUCAUCGAGGAGCGCAAACGGUACAUACUGGAUUUGCUGGAAUUCGCUGGAGCGGAACCGAUCCUGUACCAGUCGUAUGCAUUUGUGAAAUUCUUCGAACGUGGCAUUUCGCCGGAGGGAUCACCGUUGAAGGGUGGCAAUAUAGCGGCCAUUUGCGAGGAUCUGGCCAUUCCGGUGCCGAAAGAGUUUGAGCUGAUCGAUCCGAGGAGAUGCGGGGAGGAUGGAAGUGGCGAUGGCGAGAGCGAGGAAGGACGAGACGACGUCAGUAGCAGUGCGGGGGAAUCGGUGCUGACCGGCAAUGUUUCGAUGGGGGGAUCGAUGUUUUCACAGGAGGAAAUCGGUGGUACGAAUGGGGAUGAUGGUGAUGAGGUGGACGAAGUGGAUGCCUCGAUGGAUUACAUUGUUGAAGCAGCGAUGGUGUUUAGCAGAGCGGUGCAAGCGGAAGCCAACGGGUGCUAUAAGGAGGCGUUCGAUAGAUACAAGGCCGGGAUCGAUAAACUGCUGAGUGGAGCUAAAGACGACACGAAUCCCACGAGGAAGAAGAUUGCCAAAGAGAAGACCUGCAAGUACGUGUCCCGAGCCGAAGAGAUCUACGAGCGGUUCCUCCUGUAUCAGGAGGACGACCAGGUGCUUCAGUUGAGUCAAAUUUCCUUGGAUGACCCCAGUUCGCCGAUACUGUUGCUAGAGCGACCCCUAAACUACUUGUCGCGUUACAAGGUGGUACGGGUGCUGGACGGACGCGUCAUGCAAGUUCAGGAUGUCACCGAUAAGAAGUUCUACAUUAUGAAGGGAAUACGGAAACCACCCGGCUUUUGCCAUGCGAUGUUCUUUCCUAGCGAUGUUCCUUACAUGGUGCCUCUGGUGGCUUACUUCCAAUCGGAGUCCAGUGUCUUCCUUCUACUGAAGCUGAUUUGUGGCGGGAAGUUGUGGGACUUCAUAUCUAGCUAUCGGAAGAAGGACGAUUUCGAGUUUGAAGAAUCUCCAUCUCCACUUGGAAUCGAACAGAGCGAAACCGAAGCGGACACGAAAGUUCAAGAACUUUCCAACCAGUCCGAUUCGAGUCAAGGGGUGGGGUACGAUUCCGGGUUUAUUGAUCUCGUUAACGAUUAUAAUGGUAAAAAUGCGACAGCGGGAGAUAAGACUGAACCAAAGGUGCUGGAUGAGGAAGCCCUUGAAGCGUGGGAUGAGGUAGAUGACCGCCGAUUGGAGCCGGAAGGCCAGGAGAGCACCCAGGAGUACAUUCCAUCGUUCGAUGUUCUCUCGAGGGACAUGGACGUUCAAGAUCUGGUCAGCUGCAGCCAGCAGCUGUUAAAGUCAGUUUCACAGACUUUGGCACAAUCUCACAAUGAACCGAAUCCGGACGAACUAGAUCCGGUCUUGGAGGAACGCCAGGAAGUGCGUGCUGAGGUCCCGAAGAGACCUCACAUUGAAACUAGUCAAUUAGAAUUAAGGAUCACUGAAGACGAAAAUGGGACAACGGGAUUCGAUCCCAUCCCCGAGGGAUGCAUAAAACAGUGGAUCAGUGAGCUGGUCAUUGCCGUGGAUAAUCUGCACUUUAAUGGAAUCACUUGCAGCGAUCUCACCAUGGAAAACCUCCUGCUCGGCUCGGAGGGUCAACUGAUGCUGACGUACUUCUACCGGAGGGAACAAUUCCCCAGCACCGGUGGCAAUGCACUCGCGACGACCGAACUGCGCCAAGAAGCGGUCCAGCGGUUGUACGUUGCACCGGAGCGCCCACUGCAGGCCAAAUCCGACUUUUGGUCGGUGGGGGUAAUUCUGUUCGAGAUGCUGACGCGCAAGAGUUUCCUGUCUUGCCAUCCGGCGGGCGUUCUGUGCUACCAUGACAUCCAGUAUCCGGAAGGGGUGGAAAUAUCGGAUGAAGCCAGGGAGUUGCUCGAAGGGCUCUUACAACCUCUCCCGGAGAACCGAUUCGACUUCAAGGAGAUAAUCGCCAGCGCAUUCUUCCACACAAUAGACUGGAGCGAGGUGAAACGACGAGGCCAGAUCUGAUCUGCUGUGGCUGCAAUAAUUCAAGACGACGUACUACAACUACUAUCCGUAUAGACACGAAGUGGAGUUCAACCGAGACAGACUAUACCUAAAUACUAUGGAACAAAGUUUAGUGCAUUAGAGUGUUGUUCAACGUGUUAGUAUAAACCUACUUAUACGGAAAUUUCGAAUAUUUUUUGUGUUUAUCGAAUGUACCUAUAGACGGAAAUAAAUGUUGACACCAGGCGA
Molecule: messenger RNA, 3503 nt
Organism: Aedes albopictus (Asian tiger mosquito)
Lineage: Eukaryota; Metazoa; Arthropoda; Insecta; Diptera; Culicidae
Product: ribosomal protein S6 kinase delta-1
Exons: 6
Coding region: 996-3275 (759 amino acids)
Biological process (GO): protein phosphorylation
Molecular function (GO): phosphatidylinositol binding; ATP binding; protein kinase activity
Source: RefSeq, a predicted model, not a curated record